Molecule: messenger RNA, 1855 nt
Organism: Dendronephthya gigantea
Lineage: Eukaryota; Metazoa; Cnidaria; Anthozoa; Malacalcyonacea; Nephtheidae
Product: farnesyl pyrophosphate synthase-like
Exons: 11
Coding region: 367-1509 (380 amino acids)
Biological process (GO): trans, trans-farnesyl diphosphate biosynthetic process
Cellular component (GO): cytoplasm
Molecular function (GO): dimethylallyltranstransferase activity; (2E,6E)-farnesyl diphosphate synthase activity
Source: RefSeq, a predicted model, not a curated record
AGGGCGGGGUAUAUGUCCGGGCAGUCCGGCCCACUGAUCUGAUUGAUAUCCGGCCGGAGAAAUGCAUCAUGCUGUGAUUCUCCCGUCACAUGUCACAACUUUGGGUAGAAGUAACGAAGUAUCAAAGUACAAAUUAAGUUACAAACUUCCAAAGUUCAUUUCAACAACAUUGUUUUUAUCGAUCGUAGCUGUGAUUUACGAUCAGGAAAUACUAUCUCAGGGAAUACGAUCUCAGGAAAUACGUUUUUACCAUCAUAAUACAAAUCAAAUCACAGAUCGAACAAAAUUUAAUAUUUCUACUGAAUAUGCAAAGUUUUUAUACCACUUUGUAACAUAUCAGGCAAACUAUGAUGCUAUGAUAGAUAAAUGAGAUUUGUUUUGCCAUAUUUUAAAGGAGCAAGGGCAUAUUUUUGUGUGGCUAAGCAAUAUUUCACUAUAGGUUCUAACUUGACGAUGAAUAUGAAUUCUGUCUCAAGAAAGGCUCAGUUAGUUUCAGAUAGAAAGAAAUUUGAUGAAUUGUUGCCAAAGAUCAUUGAUCAGAUCAUUGGUCAGCCUUGCAAGGAAACCAAAGAUGCCAUGGAUCAUUAUCAGAAGUCUGUCAUGUAUAAUCUUCCUGGAGGAAAAAUGAAUCGUGGUUUGACAGUAAUGGCUACUUGGCGUUGCCUAUUGGGAGAAAGAACAGCCUCAGACGAGGAAUAUUUCUCUGCGAUAGUUCUGGCCUAUUGUGUUGAGUUGCUUCAAGCAUCUUUUCUGGUUGCGGAUGAUGUGAUGGACCAAUCACAAACAAGACGAGGAAAGCCGUGUUGGUAUAAAAAGGAGAAUAUUGGCCUGGUCGCAAUAAAUGAUGCUUUUAUGCUUGAGUGUUCUGUCUACAAACUACUUGACAUCAAUUUUCAGGAUAAGAAAUGUUAUCCUAACCUAAUCACUUUGCUACAUCGGACAACUUUUCAGACUGAAACUGGUCAAACAUUAGAUCUUAUAACCAAGCCUGGUGAAAACUUUUGUAAUUUUACAUUAGAAAGAUACAAGGCAAUCGUAAGAUGGAAGACUGGAUACUACUCAUUUUACCUACCAGUCGCUCUCGCUAUGUAUAUGAUGAACAUUACAGAUAAAGAGAUUCAUGAAAGAACCAAGGAUAUUUUACUUGAAAUGGGAGAAUUUUUUCAGAUUCAGGAUGACUAUCUUGAUUGUUAUGGCGAUCCAGAGGUAACAGGAAAGGUUGGGACAGAUAUCGAAGAUACGAAAUGUUCCUGGCUGUUAGUACAAGCUCUGCAGAGAGUUGAUCAAGAACAGAUGAAUGUAUUGAAGGAGAACUACGGCGUCAAUGAUCCAGUGGCAGUAGCAAAAGUGAAAGAAAUUUACUCCAAAUUGAACAUGAAAAAAGUCUACCAGGAUUAUGAAGAAAUUAGUUAUCUAAAGUUGAUGGCACUUAUCGACAAAGCGCCAAGUGAAAUGCCGAAAGAAAUCUUCACUGAACUUGCUGGGAAAAUAUACAAAAGAGAUAAAUAAAAGUCAUAGAAUGCACUUUUUAAUUUAAACAAUGAUAAGAAUUAACCUAAAGGAGUAAUUUCGAUUAAUCUUUUGCGAAGCAAUGUCCCAGCGUUAAUUUUCUGUAGCAUAUUCAAUCUGGCAAGUCAGUACUGAGGUUAAACUGUUUCAUUGCCCGUAACUUGUAAAUGCAAAGACUGCGGUCUCGUCAUUUUUCAUUUAAGACUUUCGUAUUGUGAUUUAUCUAAUUCUUACUCUAUUUAAUAGAACAACAAAUUUGAUCACUCUUUGAUAUGAAAACAAAAAAAUUAAAUACACGCAACGUAACAAUCUCUCGACAGAUUCUUGGCAUGUUGCAUAUCAAAUA